Messenger RNA from Salvia splendens (bonfire salvia), 998 nucleotides. RefSeq names its product ras-related protein RABE1a. The record is from RefSeq and is a predicted model, not a curated record. Bases 234 to 872 code for a protein of 212 amino acids. Gene Ontology annotation, molecular function: GTPase activity; GTP binding. Lineage: Eukaryota; Viridiplantae; Streptophyta; Magnoliopsida; Lamiales; Lamiaceae. The transcript is spliced from 8 exons.
UGAAAUUUACAGAGUUCAACGACCGACCACUGCUGCUUCCCUCCUCUUUUUCCUCUUUCCUCAUUCAUUAGAUCCAUCUUUUCUGUAUUCCAUUUCCGAUCUGGCAAUAACUCUUUCAAGUUUCCCCUACAUUUCAAAUUUUAUUCAUCGCCAUACAUCUGAAUUAAUUAGGUCUUAUUUUUCUGUUUUCUAGGGUUUGUUUGAAAUAAAAAUAAAAAUCUAUUUGAAAUCAGAUGGCCGCUCCGCCCGCCAGAGCACGAGCCGAUUAUGACUGCCUCAUCAAGCUUCUCUUGAUCGGUGAUAGCGGUGUGGGUAAGAGUUGCCUUCUAUUGCGUUUUUCAGAUGGUUCUUUCACCACCAGUUUCAUCACUACGAUUGGGAUUGAUUUUAAGAUAAGAACUAUUGAGCUUGAUGGUAAAAGAAUCAAACUGCAAAUAUGGGAUACUGCUGGACAAGAGCGAUUUCGUACUAUAACAACUGCUUACUAUCGUGGAGCAAUGGGUAUUUUGCUGGUGUAUGAUGUUACUGAUGAGGCAUCUUUCAACAAUAUUAGGAAUUGGAUCAGAAACAUCGAGCAACACGCCUCUGACAACGUCAACAAGAUAUUGGUGGGAAACAAAGCUGAUAUGGAUGAAAGCAAAAGGGCUGUUCCUACCUCCAAGGGUCAAGCACUAGCUGAUGAAUAUGGAAUCAAAUUUUUUGAGACUAGUGCUAAGACAAACAUGAACGUAGAGGAGGUUUUCUUCUCAAUCGCCAGGGACAUAAAGCAAAGACUCGCGGACUCUGACUCAAAGACUGAGCCUCAGACUAUAAAGAUAAACCAACCAGACCAGAAUGGUGGGGCUGCUAAAAAAUCAGCUUGCUGUGGUUAAGAUAGUGUGGGCAGUGAUCCCCUUAGUCGAUUAAUUUGUUAUGACAAUAUUGGUAUUGCUUGUAUUUGCUAUCCCUCAAUUUUUUUAGAUGCUAAUAUUAUUUUUUUCUUCUCAUUUUGGUAUCAA